Molecule: messenger RNA, 7525 nt
Organism: Bufo bufo (common toad)
Lineage: Eukaryota; Metazoa; Chordata; Amphibia; Anura; Bufonidae
Gene: COL25A1
Product: collagen type XXV alpha 1 chain
Exons: 34
Coding region: 1-1641 (546 amino acids)
Source: RefSeq, a predicted model, not a curated record
AUGUGUGGACGCAAGGCCCUGCAGCGCGGUGCCGAGUCGGGAGGCCACGGAGCGGGUCAACCAGGACCACAGGGUCCUCCUGGUCCAAAGGGUGACAAGGGUUUGCCAGGCUACCCCACAAUGGCCGCUCUCCAUAGUAAUCAGAUCCUCACCGUCAAGGGUGAUCAAGGACAGGCAGGGCCCCCAGGCCCACCAGGACCUCCUGGACCACCAGGUCCCAGGGGUCCCCCAGGUGACACUGGUAAAGAUGGACCAAGAGGAUUAUCUGGAGUCCCAGGGGAACCAGGAAUUCCAGGGGAACAAGGCUUAAUUGGUCCAAUGGGGCCUCCUGGACAAAAGGGGGAUCAAGGUGCACCUGGUUUAGAUGGCAUUCAAGGGAUGAAGGGUGAUCAAGGAGAAAGGGGGGAAAGGGGUGAGAUGGGGGAAAGCGGUCCUACAGGUGGACCAGGAGAAAAGGGUGACCCAGGAUCAUCUGCUGCUGGCAUAAAGGGUGAACCAGGAGAAUCAGGCCGUCCAGGGCACAAGGGUGAACCAGGACUGCCUGGGCUACCUGGACUUCCUGGGAUAAAGGGGGAACCAGGAUUUCUCGGCCCUCCUGGAGAACCUGGAUUGCCAGGCUUACCAGGGACAAAGGGAGAACGUGGUGAACUUGGACCUCCAGGAAGAGGAGAAAGGGGUAUUCAAGGCGUACCAGGUCCAAAGGGAGAAACUGGGGAACCUGGAAAUAGAGGCCCAAAAGGGUCAAAGGGAGAUUCCGGAAGCAGCGGUGAUGCAGGUCCUACUGGUCCCAGAGGACCCCCAGGCCAAAAGGGCGAUCAAGGAGCAACGGAAAUCAUAGAUUACAAUGGAAAUAUUCAGGAAGCAUUGCAGAGGAUUACUGCCAUUACAGUUACGGGACCUGCAGGACCCCCUGGACCUCCUGGUUUGCCUGGAUCAAAGGGAGAGGGAGGCCCUGUUGGACCUCCAGGAAUUGAUGGGGAGCAGGGGCCUAAAGGUUCUAAAGGAGAUCGUGGAGAAACUGGCAUUUCAGGAGAAAAAGGGGGAAUUGGUCUACCUGGGUUGCCUGGUGCAAAUGGAAUGAAAGGUGAAAAGGGAGAUCAUGGUGCACCUGGUCCUCAUGGGGCUUCUAUCAUAGGUCCUCCUGGUCCACCAGGUCCUCAUGGUCCCCCAGGCCCGAUGGGUCCACAUGGAGUUUCAGGUCCAAAGGGUGAACCAGGGUUAAAUGGUCUUAAAGGAUUGAGGGGUGAGCAAGGUCAAAAGGGUGACAGAGGACCACUGGGUCUUCCAGGAGCAUCUGGCUUAGACGGAAAGCCAGGACCCAGGGGUACAGAUGGGCCACUUGGUCCUCCUGGUCCAGCAGGUCCAAAAGGUGACAGGGGAGAAAAAGGUGUUGUUGGCGAUCCAGGGCCUAGAGGACCAUAUGGUUUACCUGGCAAGGAUGGAGAACCUGGCCUAGAUGGUUUUCCUGGUCCUCGAGGAGAGAAAGGAGACCCAGGAGAAAGGGGAGAAAAGGGGGAAAAGGGAAAGAAAGGCAAAAAAGGGCCUAAAGGGGAGAAAGGAGAACAGGGUGCCCCUGGAUUAGAUGCACCUUGCCCGUUGGGACCAGAUGGACUUCCAAUGCCCGGCUGCUGGCAGAAGUGACAAAUCUAACCAUGCAAGCAUGAAGUUGUAUAUAAUCAAAACUUUGUAUUUAUAGAGAAAAACAAGAUGAUUUCAUAUGUUUACAUAUACCUUCUUCUACUUGUCCAUAAGUCCAUCUUUUACCCACUUGCACAAGCUAUUUGGCAGUAGUCAAUGCUACUGUUGGAAUCCCCAGGAUUGAAGAGAUUCUUAUUGCUUUACUUGUAGACAUAUUUCCACAGACUUGAUGAUCAUCUGGGAGUCGGACCAGUUCACUGGAUACAUAAUGUCGAUUACAUUUCCCUGCUCAUGCCAAAUAGCACCAGUGACUUGUGUCAUUUAACAUGUUUGUACAGACUAAUGGCUUGCAUGAAUCAUGUCUAAGAGUUUGCUGUGUGGUUGAACCUCAGCUAAAUGAUUGCUCUUUAUUGGCUACUUAAGUAGAUCUCUUAAUAUCUUUUAUUCAUCCUAAGGGAGUGACGCCAUGGCUUGUAGCAAGGAAGAGAUAAGGCUGACAUAACAGUAACUUUGCUCAAAUUCGGAGAUCCGACAGUAGAUGUUUAAUCUCCAACCUGGCAAGUCAUUCUUCUACUGAGGCAUAAAGGUCCUGAUUGUCUUCAGCAUCUUUGCAUUCCAUGCUACCCAGUGCCCCCCCGGAAGUAGAAGAUAUAUGGGCAUAUGAUGGCUACUGAAUAUGUUUCUACAUAGAUUGGAGUUGAGUUGUAAAAGCUUAGGUCUGUGGGAAUGGAGAAGCUCCACUGAAGGAAUCAUAUUGUACCUGUACAGAAGUCCUUCACCAUGCAGUUUCUCAGAAGCUAAGCAGUUAUGAAGAUCCGCCAUGCAUAAUUGUAUGACAAGAGUUUGACACCCACACGUUUAAAAUGUACGCACCUCUAUGACAGGAUUGGAAUCUAUAUUAUGUUCAUGUUUUUAUGUUAUUUUUAUUAGAAUGUUUUAUUACAUUCAAAAAAUGUGCUACAUAUGUUUAUUACACAGUGUUAGGAUUGCCAAAUGGUCUUGCUAUGUGCCAUUGCCUAACAUGCUGAUAAUCGGUAACCAUGCCUUAUUUUUGCUAUUGUGCUUUUGUUCUGGAAGCCUUGCCAAAAGUGUCAAUCUUUCGUAAAGCAAUUAGAUGUGCAUACAGCAGUUACGCCAUUAUUGUGUGACUUCUGUUUAUCUACAUAUUCCAAACAUGGGAAGUGGUUACGAGUAUAGCUGCUUAUACAGUUAUAGAUGUAAUAUAUUAUUCAUGUCUACUUGUUACAGAAAAAAAUGUUUAUUUUUGGUUUUAUUCUACUUUAAAAAAAAAAGGAAAAAGAACAAAAAAAAACAUUCUGUUCACUGAAAGUUAAAAAACGUUAUUUCGGGGCUGUGUGUUUUCAAAUGAACAUUUCACAAGUAGACAUAUACAGUAUAUAUGUCUUUAGUCGGUGUGCUACCUUCUGAUUUUAUUUUACUGAGUCUGAAAGCUACUAGUUUGUUGCUGACGUUAAAGCACAAACUGACUUAUCUUUGUACGAUGACUAAAAGCUCAACGUGACCCAGAAGACUAUGUAGUGGCAACAGACUUCAUUUUAUUACUGAUAUAUUAUGAGAAGGAUGUGGAUACAGUUUGUUAAUUCUGUUCUGCUAUAACUCCAUUCUGUAUGGAAGGGAUUUUCCUAUCCCCUAGCCAACAGAAUCCACACAGGUUUCACAUUCUGUGUGGCAACAUUAAUGCCAUCAUUUUGAAGUGUUUAUAUGAGAUUAGGUGACUAAAAUAUAUAUUUUUUACUGCCAUGUAAGUAAUUAUUAAAAUUGAAGGAAGUUUUUGCGUACACUUAAGCCAAAUGAUUUGAUGUCCCCCGAAGCAUAUGUUUGUUCUUAAUGAAGUAGGGUGGCUGUUUUUUUUAAUACAUUUUCUGUCAUUUUCUCUGUCAUUUAAAGGGAACCUGUGAUAUUGAACAUGCGGCCUGAUCAGCUGGCAGUAUGUUAUAGAGCAGGAGGAGCUCAGCAGACUUAUAGAGAAUUUUAUUUGAAAAGAUUCUGUAUAACUUGUGAUCUAUUCAUUAAAAUCUCUGCUCAUUCUGGGCUAAGGAGUCCAGUGGGCGGUUCUGUUCAGGGAUUGACAGCUAUCUCUGUAUGUCCACUGAAGUGGGGAUGGCUAGGAAUGAUUGAGUGAGAUGGCCCACUGGACUUCUAAAGCAUAAAACACAAGUUAUACUGAAUCUUCUCCGACAGAUAUAUCAAUCUGCCCAGCUUCCCUAGAUUUACACCAUAUUGCCUAUAGUUUUAGACUAGUGUUAGACAGUAAGACAUUUUACACGAUUCUUCCACAUGUUCAGUGCUCAAUUUGUUGGAACAUGACGUCAUUUUGAGAAAUUGUUGGUGACAUUAAUUCUCAUAGAAAAGGUUGUAUUUUUUACAUAUGUUUGCCAAUGUGUGAUAUUUUACUAUGUAGUUCUACUAGUUGUUUAACCAAUUAUAUAAAGUUGGUUUUGUCAUUGUCUCUAUCUACAUCAAAUGUUGCAGUUCCUGGAAAUAUUGCUGUAUUAAUAUUGAUGAGGUUUAUUUAGUAUGGAGUAUUCAUUCACAAUAGUUCAACUUGUAUACUAGGGAGUAACUAUAGGGGGAAAAGAGGCUACAUGAGAAAAUUCCAGUAGUAUAAAUGGCAUGUAUCUUCAGGGGUUCAUGUUAUUAAUCCACUCUUUCCCUGAGUAUACUACAUUAGUCUAAUCUGACUGAGGCAUUAGUAUAGAUGAGUAAGGCGACCUGCUAAGAAAUAAAUACAAUUGGAAUUGCCUUCACAGGCACAACAAUGGUACACACUGGUAAACAUUUCUGAUGGAUUAAAGGGGUUCUCCAGGAAUUAUUUACAAUAGCCACCAGCAGCCUGUCCUACAGUGUGAGUAGGACUGGUUGCUUCCAUUUGCAGAGCUGCCUAGGGGAGUGAAGGAGUGGGACCUAACUACAUACUGCAUUGGCACUUGAAUAUACUACGUAUUGGUGAGUGAUCCUUUCAGGCUGCUCAGCCAUGGUGACAUAUCAUAGGCAGGAUCACAUCAUUAUCAUCUAUGGUAGAGCAGUGUAGUGUAUAGGGAGGCCAUGGCCCCUCACCCACUAAGCAUCUCUGCAGGUGGAAGCAACCAGUCCUACAUAGUAGGAUAGGUUGCUGGCAGCCAUUUUAAAUCAUUCCUGUAGAACCCCUUUAACUAGAUCUACAUUACAAAUGUUUACCAGUGUGUACCAUUGUUGUGUCUGUGAAGGCAAUUCCAAUUGUAUUUAUUUCUCAGCAGGUCUCCUUACUCAUUUAUACUAAUGCAUCUAAUACUAAUACAAACUUUCUUCUAUAGGCCCGUUAUGUGAAAUUAAGGUGGGUUUGCAGGGCCUGCUGGGUCCUGUAAAACCAAUUCAAUGUAUCUGAUGUCUGACCAUUAUAUAACUUGUAUUCUUCAUUAAUCACCAGUUUUCUCCUCUGCAGACUCUAUCUCUAAUUGUCAGGUGUCCCUGAGAUAGUAGGUAGAGAUAAGUUGCUAUAUCCUCUUCACCCCCUAUGAAUUCAGCACUGCAGUGAGAUAGUAUGCAAAGAGGUACCUUAUCUCCCAAGGAAGAGAACCAUCUCACUUCUGUCGCCUCUUGGAAGUCGCUCUCUAUAUGAGUCGAUAAUUUGACUUUCCAACAAUCUUUGGAUUUAACAAGGGAAUAUAGCCAAGCCAGAUAUCCAUCCAGUAUAGCUUGGGCAUAUUCCCUUGUCAAGUGCCAAAGCUUGUUGGAAAGUCGGAUUUUAACUUAUAGGGAGCCACUUCCAAGAGGCGGUACUAGUGAGAUGGCUCUCUUCCUUGGGAUAUAACUGUUGGCAUAUUUAUUUCCCAUGAAGCAUUGCCACUAAGUAUCCAUAACAUGGAGUACUUCCAGUACAUUUCCAUACAGGACUGGUUUCUUUAAGGAGAUCCAGCACUAUGCCUAAGCUGCAGUGAGACAGAAAACACUAUACUCAUCAGCAGCAUCUCUGUGUGUCUCUCUGCCUCUCUUACCCUCUGCAGCUGCUUCUUUCAUCUAUCUCACUCUCUCCAUAGACUUCUAUGGGUAACAUGUAACUCGAUCCCUCAGUGAGCUGGUUGUCCAACUUUCCUGUCAAGAUGGAUUUUAGCUGUGAAUUCAGAGGGAUUUAUCAGUGCGGUAGGCAAUGGGGAGGAUAAAAAGUGACUCAUAAGUGAAGAAAGGCAUCUUUCUCAAAUAAUAUAUGUUCCAAAGCUUCUUCACAUAUUGAUUUAUGCAAAGUUUUAUGCAACGUUUGUUGAAUUAACGGUUCCUUUUACAUUUAUUUAUUGAUUGCCUUCCAUUCUUGGAUUCGUUCCACACCACUACCUCCAUAUAAGCUACCAUUUGUAUUUUUUAAGACUUAUAUCUUAUACAGGAGGAGUAUAUUAUACAGAUCAAAAUAUAUCAGUAAUUAAAAAGUUGGAAUUGAAAAGUUCUUUAAGAUUUGAAACCCUUCACCCAAAAUGUACUAAUAUAUGAUAAUUUUAUGGGAGUGUCUGAGAUUAGAAAAUGAGACCUCCAUUUUUCCCAGAAAUCACACUUUUCCCUACAAUUAGCCCUAUAAAAUGUACAAUGACAUACAUAUCAUGAGUUUCAUUAGAAAGUUAAUAUUUGCAUUUUUUAUAAUAAAGUAGAUACAUUUUCAUUCUGUAUAUUUUUAUAGCAUAUUAGCACAUUUUUCUUAAAAAUGUUACUUAAAGGGGUUCUUCCAUGAUUUAUGUAAACAAUGAUAAUCAGACAUCAUCUAAUACAUGAUGAUCUCUUCUAUCAAAACUAGAACCAGUCCUGUACUUCAUAUGGAUCCAGAGAUCUCCCCAUUAAUUAUUCCAAAUGAUCUGCUAGAUUUCUUUCAGGCUGGCAGUUCAGGUGUGUGUGCUUGUCAUUUCUGCUGCAGUCUCUAACAGAUGAUAUAGCUGGUGACAGUUGAAGAUUUAAACUGAGUCUGUGUGACCACCCCAGUGAGGUGGACAAGAAAUAAGGAAAAGAACAAACAGGUGGCGCUAUACAGAUACAUUUUAUUGAAUAGCUCAGUGGCUAUACUACAUUUUUCAUUACAUAAAAUUACAAACGUAUUAAGAUCCAGGAGUUGGUUUGAAAAAUGUACAAUAUUUUUUGUGGAAUAAACCCUUUAAAUAGUAUUAUCCGCUUGAUAUUCUAAUAGGAACUAUGUUCAGUGUAUAACUACUUAUACAGGUGGCUGGUACUUAUGCCAGCCACAGGAUUGAAGUUACAGACAUUGUAACGCUUCAAUGAAUUCAUACUGUUAAAGCAUUUUAAACCAUAGCCUUUACUUCCUUUGUGUUUGAUGGAUUUCUUAUUCGCUAUCUAUUCACAGCAGUCUGCUAAGUGCAGCACUCCAGUGGCUAACAAGGCAUGUUGGGAGUUGUAGUUUCCAGCCACACAAGAGUCAUAGUUUGAAUGCCACCGAGUUUACCAUUUUGUUAGAUAAUCAGACAAGUGUACCUAUACUGGAAAUGUAUAUGUGAAUACAAUGUAGUAUAUAUUUUUUUGUCAUUUUUGAAAGAUGUAUGUAUGUUCUUAUUCUUUAUGUUGAGGUAUACAUAUUUUGUGUAUUUUCAAUUUUUGUACCUUUUUUUAAACACUGUUGAUUUUAUUGUUUAGAUUGUUAGUUUUUUUUAUUUUAUUUUAGAAUGCAGCAAGAUACUCAACAUAUUUGGCUGUGCUUUUCAGUAUUAUGCUGCUAUUGUGAAAAGGUUCGAUGUUGUAACCAUUCACAUUGGAAAUUGACCAUUGUACUAUGAAGAAAUAAAGUUGGAUGCAAAUAGCCUUAUAAAAUCUCAAGCAGACACUGAGACUUAUUAAAGGGGUUUUCCCAUCUUGCUAAUUCAUCAUCGCCUGCAGCCAGCUCUGCUGUUCACUUCCU